AUGGAGGAGCCUCGCCAGCCGGUCCGCAAGCAAGUGGACGCCCGCAUCGGGGCGCUCAUGAAGAACGGCUACCAGGAGAAAAAGAGGAGCUUCUUUGUCAUUGUCGGCGACAACACCAAGGACGCGCUCGUCAAUCUGUACUGGAUCAUGCACGGCAUCGGCAUCAGGAAGAACAAGAACAUCCUCUGGGCCUACAAGAAGGAGCUGCUCGGCUUCACGAGCCACCGCAAGAAGCGCGAGGCCAAGAUCAAGAAGGAGGUCAAGCGCGGCCUGCGCGACGCCAACGAGUCCGACCCGUUUGAGCUCUUUGUCACCCUCAACAAUGUCCGCUACUGCUACUACAAGGAGACGGACAAGAUCCUCGGCCAGACCUUUGGCAUGUGCGUCCUGCAGGACUUUGAGGCCAUGACCCCCAACAUUCUCGCCCGCACCAUCGAGACCGUCGAGGGCGGCGGCAUGGUCGUCCUGCUCCUCAAGGGCAUGAACAGUCUCAAGCAGCUGUACAACCUCUCCAUGGACGUGCACUCGCGCUACCGGACAGAGGCCCACGACGACGUCGUGGCGCGCUUCAACGAGCGCUUCAUGCUGUCGCUGGGGAGCUGCGACUCGUGCCUCGUCAUCGACGACGAGCUCAACGUUCUGCCCAUCUCCGGGGGCAAGGACGUGACAGCGCUGCCGCCCCCCGAUCUCGACCAGCCCAAGUCCGAGUCGCAGGUGGCGCUAGACGUGAUCAAGGAUGAGCACCAGGACCGACCCCCCACGGGCGCCCUCAUCCCCCUGGCCAAGACUGUGGACCAGGCCAAGGCCCUGCUGACCUUCACCGAGGCCAUCUCCGAGAAGACGCUGCGCAGCACGGUGGCCUUGACAGCGGCUCGUGGUCGUGGCAAGUCGGCCGCUAUGGGCGUUGCGAUUGCCGCCGCCGUCGCGUACGGAUACAGCAACAUCUUCAUCACGUCGCCCUCGCCUGAGAACCUGAAGACUCUCUUUGAGUUUGUCUUCAAAGGCUUCGACGCGCUGGACUAUGUCGACCACCAGGAUUACUCCAUCAUCCAGAGCACCAACCCGGACUUCAACAAGGCGAUUGUCCGCGUCAACAUUCACAGGCAGCAUCGCCAGACGAUCCAGUACAUCCGGCCCCAGGACGCGCAUGUGCUCGGGCAGGCAGAGUUGCUGGUCAUUGACGAGGCGGCUGCCAUCCCCUUGCCCCUGGUGAAGAAACUCAUGGGUCCCUAUCUGGUCUUCAUGGCAUCCACCAUCAACGGGUACGAGGGUACCGGCCGAUCCCUGUCAUUGAAGCUGAUCAAGCAGCUUCGCGACCAGUCGUACACCCCCGUGACCAACGGGGGCACCCAGGUCGCGGAUCGCUCCACGGGGCAGGCUUCUAAGACGGGCGAUCUGUCUUCCGGGCGCAAGCUGCGCGAGAUCACCCUGGACGAGCCCAUCCGUUACACCAAGGGCGACUCUGUCGAAAAGUGGCUGAACAAGCUUCUUUGCCUCGAUGCGACGCUGCCCAAAGCCAAGUCGAGGAACGGCGGCUGCCCUGACCCCAACAAGUGCGAGCUCCUCAACGUCAACCGCGACACGCUCUUCUCUUUCCACCCUGUGCCCGAGAAGUUCCUCCAGCAAAUGGUGGCCCUUUACGUGGCGAGCCACUACAAGAACACGCCCGACGAUCUGCAGUUGAUGAGCGACGCGCCGGCACACGAGCUGUUUGUCCUGGUGCCGCCGCUGUCGGAGAACACGGGCUCUCUUCCCGAGCCGCUCUGUGUGAUUCAGGUGUCCCUAGAGGGCAGGAUUAGCCGGCAGAGCGUGCUGAACCAGCUGAGCCGCGGCAACAGGCCGUCUGGUGAUCUCAUCCCCUGGACCAUCUCGCAGCAGUUCCAGGAUCCAGAGUUUGCCUCGCUGUCAGGCGCCCGCGUGGUCCGGAUAGCGGCCAACCCAGAGUACAUGUCCAUGGGCUACGGCACCAAGGCGCUGGAGCUGCUGACCAACUACUACGAGGGCCGGUUCGCCAGUCUGUCGGAGAGCGACGAGGACCAAAUCGUCGACACCAUCACCCGACAGACAGACGCCGAGCUCGCGGGAUCAAAUCUGCGGACGGAGACCAUCAGUAUCCGGGGCACGAGCGAGAUGCCUCCGCUGUUCGCCAAGAUGCACCAGAGGAAACCCGCCGCGCUCGACUACCUCGGCGUCAGCUACGGCAUGACGCCGCCCCUCCACAAGUUCUGGAAGCGCGCGGCCUUCUCGCCCGUGUACAUCCGGCAGACUGCCAACGACCUGACGGGCGAGCACACAUGCAUCAUGCUCCGCCCACUGGAGACCUCGGCCGACCGCACGUGGGCGGGCGCCUUUGCGCGCGACUUCCAGAAGCGCUUCCUGUCCCUGCUGUCCUACAAGUUCAAGGAGUUCCCCGCCAUCACGGCGCUCAGCAUCGACGAGUCGGCCAACAAGGGGGCGCAGCACGACGAGGUGGAGGUUGCGCCCCUGACCAAGGCGGAACUGGACAUGCAGCUGUCGCCCUUUGACCUCAAGCGCAUCCACUCGUACGCGCAGAGCCACAUUGAUUACCACGCCAUCCUCGACCUCAUGCCGGCCAUUGCGACGUGGUACUUUACCGGCCGCAUCAAGGCGUCCGUCAAGCUCACGCCCGUGCAGCAGAGCAUCCUGCUCGCCAUUGGCCUCCAGCGCAAGGACAUUGACGGCGUGUCGGCCGAUCUCCCCACGGUCGAGACGUCGCAGCUGCUGUCCAUGUUCACCAAAAUUAUGAAAAAGGUCGACGUGCACUUUACAACGCUGGUCACGCAGGCCGCCGACGAGUCCCUGCCCCGCGCGCAGAACCUCGGCGUCAGCCGCGCGGACGCCAGCGGCGCGCACGACGACGAGAUUGUGGACGAAAAGUACGCGCCUCUCGACGUGACGCUGGACGAAGAGCUCGAGGAGGGCGGCGACGAGGCGCUGCGGGCGCUCAGGCAGAAGCAACGGCAGCUCAUCGACUCGCUGCCUCUAGACCAGUACGAGAUCGAGGGCGACGCGCCAGCGUGGCAGGAGGCCGAGUCCAAGGUGCGCGCGGCGGCCAAGGAAGGCCGUGCCGCCGGCGAGGUCAGCGUCAAGACGGGCAAGACGAAGCGCAAGGCGGGCCAGCAGACGGCGGCCGAGGUGUACGACGAGGUGUUUGGGGAGAAGAAGAAGAAGCACAAAAAGUCGAAAAAGGGGCAGUAG
This is a messenger RNA of Emericellopsis cladophorae, 3219 nucleotides long. RefSeq lists its product as uncharacterized. NCBI's taxonomy places the organism in Eukaryota, Fungi, Ascomycota, Sordariomycetes, Hypocreales, Bionectriaceae. The coding region runs from base 1 to 3219 and encodes 1072 amino acids. Gene Ontology annotation, molecular function: tRNA binding; ATP binding; 18S rRNA cytidine N-acetyltransferase activity. The record is from RefSeq and is a predicted model, not a curated record. Gene Ontology annotation, cellular component: nucleolus; 90S preribosome. Gene Ontology annotation, biological process: rRNA acetylation involved in maturation of SSU-rRNA. The transcript is spliced from 3 exons.